Molecule: messenger RNA, 1474 nt
Organism: Lobosporangium transversale
Lineage: Eukaryota; Fungi; Mortierellomycota; Mortierellomycetes; Mortierellales; Mortierellaceae
Exons: 3
Coding region: 43-1359 (438 amino acids)
Source: RefSeq, a predicted model, not a curated record
UUUUUUUUUGUUAACCGAACUCACUUUAUCCCACAAUAAGCGAUGUCUAACCAGACCAAUACUACCAAUGUCCCAGCGGCUCCCACGAAUGCAAAGGCACCAAAGUGCCCUUUGCCUUAUCGCCACGAAGACUUGAUCCUCAUCCAUGCUACCGUUCCAGAGGUCAUUCAACGGACCUGGACUAAUAAUAUGGAGGAAUGGGCUAAAGGUGUCCCAAUGUCACAGUAUCAUGCUCGUGAACGACAUCUCGCCAGCACUGCGUUCUCAAGCGAUAAUCGGCUGAAGACCUGGGUCCUAGUUCCCAAACCGGAUACGGAGGUGACGACCGAGUAUAAAGAAUGGGCUGCGACUGAAGACCCUGAAAAGGGUGUUCGAGGUGGAUUUGAUCCUCAGGAUGUGUCAGAAGCUAAUUUGGAUCGCAUCAUGGCUGCAGUUGAGACAUAUGAACGCCCAGGCAUUAUGGCAACUGUUGGUGAGACUGAAGAUGGAGUGCUGAGGGAUGUUAAUUCUGUGAGUGUAGCUUCUGUGUAUGGACCAUCAAAGUUCCGCAAUCAUGGAUAUGGCAAGCUCAUGAUGAAGCUCCUCUGGAAGAAAAUUGAGAAUAUGGGCGCAGGUUUCUCGUUCCUGUACUCGGAUCUUGGCAAGCAGUUCUAUACCAACUUUGGUUGGACAGCUCGCCUCUCCUCAGAGAUUGUUAUCCCGCCUUCAUUAACACUUCCAGAGUCUGCCCCCGCCUCUCAGUCUCAGGUAGCGCUUGAGCCUAUUGUAACUGAGGAAGAGCUCCUUCCAUUCACCGAAAAUGACACCCGUCUGCUGCGCCAGACUCUCAAGGAAAAAGUCCAACAGAAGCAGAAAGAGAUUGAACAAAAUACCUCCAAUGGCAAUACAACGUUUGUGGCCAUCCUCCCGGAAAUUCGCUGUAUCGAGUGGCUUCAUGCACGUGCAUGGUUUUAUGCGAAGGAGAUCAGGAAGUUUGAAGAGAAGAAUCCUAAAAUUUCAAUCAACAAAGAAUUGACAUAUGGUAUCCAUGUCUCUGGUAAAAACGAUCAGUUCGUGUUAUGGCAUCAUGAUUUCACAGACGAUAAUUUGUUUAUCCUACGCUGGCGCAUUGAUGGUGCGUCCAGCAAAGAAGAGUCAGAUGCGAUUGCUCUAGCAUUUGUUGCAGCGGCUCAGAAGGAGGCCAAAAAGUGGAACAUUUCCAAGAUUGUUUACUGGAACGGAGAUGUUGCUCUAGCAGAACUGCUGGGUCUAGAAGUCCAGCAUCGUAAUCACUCGAUCUGUAGCUUAGGUUUGGUUAAUUCUGAUCAGGACGAAUCGAGCAUUGAAUGGAUUUUGAACGAGAAGUAUUCCUGGUGUUGAAAUGGGUCCAAAGCCAUACGACUGCUUUUUUUUUAGUGAUACUAUGAUCCUGAAGAAAUAAUAAUUGUUGAGACUAGGAAAAGAAUAAACUAUUAAAUCAGUCGCGUUUUAUUUC